UGGACUACCGAAACACCCUGUAUACAGACAGAGCGUUUCAAAUAUUAUGCGCUGAAAAUGCUAAGAAUUUUUCAGUGAAGCAAGCCGCUUUUACGUUGCAAUAUUUUAUGGAAUUCUUUGACUGUUUCAUGGACAAAGUAUUUUCGUAAAAGAACCCAUGUUUUGUGAUGAUGUUCUCUUAAAUUCCUGAGUAUAGAAGUGAUGUUUGUAAGUUUCAGUAGAAUAAAAAUAAACAAAGGAAAAAUGUAAUUAAAUUUGCUGAGUUUUAUUGUAGUAGUUGUUAAUUAAAGUGGUAUAUCUGGCUUCAAUAGCAAACUCAGUACAGUCAUCGUUUGCUCCUGCAUAUAAAGGUAGCAUUUGAAAUCUUCACCUAAAAUUUCGAUCUUUUAAUAAACACAAAUCAAGAGCCAUCGUAAAAAAAAAGACCAAAAAUAAAACGUAACAAUAUAUCGUCCUAAAAUAAAAGCAUCGAUGGAACUACAACGAAAAAGGGAAAAUAAAAACGACCCGUUUCCAUUCCGUCAAGUGUCCAUUCCCCCGCAUUCCUUAUUCAACAACGUCCGAAAAUUAAAGGCGCUUUUACAAGAAAUCGCACUCAGACUACGACGUUUCCGAACGCAACCCGCCUGAAAUAUUUCCAACGGAUCUCAUUCGAGUACUCUUAUUUACCUCCGACAACACAACUAUAGCGACUUAUAUCACGAACACACUGCCUGUAUUUGUUUUUUCCAUUACAAAAGAACGGAACGCCCUGCGCUCGCUAUAGCAAUAAUAUUUCAAUAUCGCGACGUGGGUGCCAACCCUAGACGCUUCCAAAGUGAUUUCUCUGCGCUCCGAUUGGUCGGCGGGAAGCGACGAGGAAUGCGUUCGAUAUCCAAAACACGCGCGCGACAGAGAUAGAGUCACCGUCCCGACCCACCUAACACGCAAGACGAAACGAGACAAAAGUAGUUAGGUCAGUAUAUGAAUAUUGUAUGAAUGGGAAAGGUCCGUAUCAAUAAUACGUGCACGAAUGAAAUAAUAGAUUAUUCGUUUGUUCAAAUCGAACGUAAACAAAAUGUAAGCAUCCAUUACUGAUGCACGCGUGCAAAACAAGCGAGAAGCUCCGGCGUUGGGCGUGCGUUAGAGAGGGACAGCUAUAUUUCUUCUCGUCGAGCUUUCCGCGGAGCAGGGCCGGCAACAAUGUGAACACUAUCUGUUUUUGUACCAGUCGUCGGUCGGUUUCCACAUUAAACGAUCAUUUUAAGGGCGAACCAAUCAAACUGCAAAUUUAUACAAAUUGAUACUAAACGGGUUAUAUUAAUUUUAUAACAAAAAUUAAGUGUGUAAAUAAGUUUGAACGGAGUCGUAAUUAAAACUAAUUGGGUUUAAUAUAGCGCUAAUUAUUUUGUAUUAAGGCGGGUUUUCGCUGGAAUUUUGUCCUUUUGACGUUUGACGUGAGUGUUGGAUUUUUUUUUGUGCAUCGAGAAAGUGGACUUGUGUUUGGUUUUGUAUGAAGAUGCUGUUUCGUUCGGUGCGGGAUUGUCUGGUCCAGUGAGUGGCAGUCGCAGCCAUUGGUUUGUGCGGUUGUGUUGAGGACGAUGCCGAUAUAGGGGGCGGCCAGGGUUGGCCCCUAGAGGCCAUGCUCAACAACCUCACCGCGACAGCUUUGGGAGGUCACAAAGAGUCGUGCUCGGAGGACAGCAAGCCGCACGAGAUCAAGCCGAGUCUCGAGCGGCCGCACCAUGCGCUGGGCCCGCGGCUACACAUCGCCCACAAUAUACGGACUGAGCACCUGCAAGGUGGCAUCCAUCAACAACACAGCGGGGGGCACAUGGCCACAGUGCCAGUCAGCAUGUCAUCAUCAGCAUCAGAUAGCGACAAGCCUGCUAAGCAGAAGAGGCAUCGGACGAGGUUCACACCGGCACAACUGAAUGAAUUGGAGAGAUGUUUCUCCAAGACACAUUACCCUGAUAUCUUCAUGAGAGAAGAGAUCGCAAUGAGGAUCGGACUCACAGAAAGUAGAGUACAGGUUUGGUUCCAAAACCGCCGAGCCAAGUGGAAGAAACGUAAGAAGAGCACCAACGUGUUCCGUUCUCCUGGCGCCCUGCUGCCUUCACACGGUCUACCGCCGUUCGGGGCUGGUGACGUCUGCGGGCCCGGGGUGUUCGCCGAUAGACCUUGGUCGAUGCCAGCUGGUCUCGGUCAGCUCUCCCAGGGCGGCGUCUCCAUGGGCGGGUUCGGGGCGGGCGGCCUCCCGCAGCUCGCCGCCGACCUGAACCCCUCACUACCCAUCAGCUCCGUCGCCUCAGGCCAACCCUACCAGGGGCAUUACCCGCUCAACUCACUUGGUGACACGAUGAUGUCAUACUGCAACAACAUAAGUCAGCAACAGCAGCAGUCCGGCGCGCUCGAGGGGUCUCCCACACCGCCGCACAUGCACUGCGCAAACAACAACGCGUCACCCACCGCCUCCGGUAACGGUGGAGAGCCUCCUGAAGAGGAGGUGUGGCGCGGACACAGCAUCGCUGCACUAAGGCGGCGAGCGUCCGAGCUGUCGGCUGCGAUCCCGCCAUACCUGCAGCUCAACUACGACGCACACAGCCCGGUCUACUGACCGCAUAACCCUGUCUACAGACCCUUCGGCCCCGUUUGAUCACGUUGUUCGUUGCACUGUUUUG
Molecule: messenger RNA, 2660 nt
Organism: Trichoplusia ni (cabbage looper)
Lineage: Eukaryota; Metazoa; Arthropoda; Insecta; Lepidoptera; Noctuidae
Product: homeobox protein orthopedia-like
Exons: 8
Coding region: 1622-2596 (324 amino acids)
Biological process (GO): neuron differentiation; regulation of DNA-templated transcription
Molecular function (GO): DNA binding; DNA-binding transcription factor activity, RNA polymerase II-specific
Source: RefSeq, a predicted model, not a curated record